UCAAAAUGUAACGGUCCAUUCCAUCGUCACUUCCCCCAAAAUUCGAAUUUCAAAAACUCUGUACAGCUCUCUCAUUUUCUCUCUCUCCUUCUUUCUCAGUCUCUCUUGGUUCUUGAAUCUUGAUCAUGAGGCCUACUAACACUGCAGAAGGUAGUACGGAGCCUCGGUUUCUCGGAACUAUUUCGGCUUCUUCGAUCCGAAACCUGCUUCCGAGAUCGAUUUCCUCAUCCGCAUCUUUCUGUAAGAAGAAGCACUUCAAUUCAGAUAUUCGUAAGUCCAAAUCUAAUGCCGAGAACACCCCGCCGAUCGAUCCCAACAUCAUCGACCACAGUAACAGCCAAGCAUCGUCUUUGGUGGUCAAGCAGCUACCGUCCAAAGAUGUUUCCAAUUCUCAGCCGGAUAUCGUUACAAAAGACGCUCAAACGCGAGCGUCUAUGGCUACAGAGUCUCCAGUGAAGGUUGUAGUGAGAAUUAGACCUUCUAAUGAUGGUGACCGAGGAAGAGAUCGGACUGUAAGUAAGGUUUCGCCAAAUGCGGUGUCGAUUGGGGACAGGAAAUAUACAUUUGAUUCGGUCUUCGACUCAAAAAACGAUCAGGAAGACGUCUUCGAAUGUGUUGGUGUCCCGUUAGUAAAGAGUGCUUUAGCAGGGUACAAUACUUCCAUUGUGUCGUAUGGACAGAGUGGUAGUGGAAAGACAUACACGAUGUGGGGUCCUCCGAGCGCCAUUGUUGAUGAUCCGUCUCCUUGUAGUCAGCAGGGCAUUGUUCCUCGCAUCUUGCAGAUGCUAUUCUCUGAGACUGAGAAAGAGCAAAAUAAUUCGGAAGGAAUACAGACAAAUUUUCAAUUCCGUUGCUCUUUCCUGGAGAUAUAUAAUGAGCAAAUAGGGGAUUUGCUUGAUCCAACCCAGCGGAACCUUGAGAUUAAGGAUGAUUCAAAGAAUGGCCUGUAUGUUGAGAAUUUGACAGAAGAAUACGUGGCUAGCUAUGAGGACGUGAUGCAGAUACUCAUUAAGGGUCUUUCAAGUAGAAAAGUUGGAGCAACUAGUGUGAAUUCUAAGAGCUCGAGGUCUCAUAUUGUUUUAACUUUUAUCAUCGAGUCCUGGAGUAAGGGUACCUCAUCAAAGUGUUUUGGCAGUUCAAAAACAAGCAGAAUCAGCUUUGUUGACCUUGCCGGUUUGGAUAGAAACAAAGAUGAUGGUACAGGAAGUGAAAAGGAAGCAAAAAGUAUAAAAAAGUCCUUGUCACGGCUUGGACAUUUGGUUAAUAUUCUAGCUAAGAAACCUCAGUCUGGAAAACCUGAAGAUGCAUUAUACAAGAGUUCCUGCUUAACACAUUUAUUGCGAGAAUCACUUGGUGGCAAUUCUAAGCUUACAGUGCUUUGUGCCAUCUCUCCUGAUUUUAAUCACGAAGGAGAAAUACUUGGAACAUUACGUUUUGGACAACGAGUAAAAUCUGUUGGAAAUGAACCAGUGAUUAAUGAGAUAACUGAGGACGAUGUUAAUGAUUUGAGUGAUCAAAUUCGCCAGUUGAAGGAAGAACUUAUCAGAGCAAAGUCUAGUGGUACGAACUUAGUUGUGAGUAAGCAUGGGCAUUUUCAGGGAAGAAAUGUACGUGAUAGCUUGAAUCAGCUACGAGUGAGCCUAAAUCGCUCAUUAUUACUACCUUGCGUUGACCAUGAAUCUGAUGAGGAGUUACACAUUGAUGAGGGUGAUGUAAAAGAACUACAACAGCAGCUAGAUAAGCUACGUAAAUCUUGGGAAGAAAAUGUGAGAGGCCAAUCUUGCGAUGGAGAUUCCAUCCAGUUGGCUGAAAUUUGUGAGAACGACUUGAAUAGUGAAGAUGAUAUGAACGGGCUAGAUGAAGAAAUGGGAACUGACGUAAUCAAUCUGGAAAAAUCUCAGAAUGAACUUUCUCGUAAGGACAACAUUACAUUGACAGAUGACAUCAGAAGCUCCUUGAACACCUCAAGGGCUGUCAAUUCAGAUAUUAGAAGCAGCAUUUUGAUAAGUUCAUGCAGGCCUGCAAUCCUCCAAGAGCCAACAUUGUCAGAGUCUCCGAAAAUAGGGAAGAACCUAAGGAAAAGUGUGGCUGUUUCAGCGAGUCAUUUGGAUAGUCAGAACAAUGCUGUAGACAAUUCCCAGAUUAAAUCAAAUGUGUUGACACAGUCACUUAGCCAGACCGAAAGUAUCCGAUCUUCUCUGCGGUCCAGCAAGAUAUUUCCAGGCCCUGCAGAGACUUUGGAAGCUAGCCUUCAAAGGGGUUUGGAUAUCAUUGAAAACCAUCAGAGGGGCUCUGCAUUGAACAAAUCUGUUGCCUUCUCUUUUGAGCACUUGACACUGCAACCUUGUCCAGAGGUUGAUAAAUCGAGUUCUCCCGGUCAGACAAUCCUUUGUGCAUCUUGCCGAUCACAGAUUAACAAAAUAGAUCCCAAUGAGGUCCAAGAUAGUUUAAAGACAUGGAUUGUACCAAUCACUGAAGAAGGAAACUCUAACAAGGAUGCUACAACGAGAGGGGAUCUUGAAAAUCUUUGUAUGGAACAAGCAGCUAAAAUUGAGCAACUGAAUCAGUUGGUUGAGCAAUAUAAACAUGAGAAACAUAGUUCCAUUGUAGAAAACAGUCAAGAAGGCAACUGUCAGCAUGAAAUAAUACCGUUUGAUGAGUCUCAGAAUGAAAAAACGCUUUUAAGGUGCAAUUCCAUUGAUAACUAUGAGAUCAAGGAAGUUCAGAAUGAAUCAGUUUUUGAUGUGAAUGAAAAGGAAGCGCUUCUCAAGGAAAUUCAAAUUCUAAGGAGCAAGCUGCAGUCAGAUACUGGUGCAUCUUUAAACAAGUCUACGGAUAAACUAAGGACAUCUUUACUGUCACGAUCAAUUCAACUGAGGAGAAGUGAUAUUUUCCAAAACAAUAAUGACGAUGAAUUGGAAAAAGAAAGACAAAGGUGGACAGAAAUGGAGAGCGAGUGGAUUUCCUUGACAGAUGAACUGCGAAUAGAUAUUGACAUGCAUCGCCGACGAGCAGAGAAAGUUGAGAUGGAGUUGAGAUCAGAGAAGCAGUGCAGUGAAGAGUUGGAUGAUGCACUUCAUAGAGCUGUCCUUGGUCAUGCUAGAAUGGUUGAGCACUAUGCUGAGCUUCAGGAGAAGUACAAUGAAUUGGCUGGAAAGCACCGAGCAAUUAUGGAAGGGAUUGCAGAGGUGAAGAGGGCAGCAGCCAAGGCAGGAAAGAAAGGUCAGGGAGCUCGGUUUGCUAAGUCUCUAGCUGCGGAGCUCUCUACAAUGAGAGUGGAGAGAGAGAGGGAGAGAGAACUUUUGAAGAAGGAAAACAAAAGCCUCAAACUUCAACUCAGAGAUACUGCUGAAGCUGUUCAUGCUGCUGGAGAACUCCUUGUUAGACUUAGAGAAGCUGAACAAGCAGCCUCAGCUGCUGAGGAGAACCUUGUGAAUUCACAACAAGACAAUGAGAAGUUGAAGAAACAAUUGGACAAGAUGAAAAGAAAACAUAAAAUGGAGGUGGUAACCAUGAAACACUAUAUGGCAGAGAGUAAAUUACCUGAAUCUGCAUUGCAGCCACUGUAUCGGGAUGAUUCUACUGAAUUACCACAGAGCACACUCCCGGAUGAUGAUCAGGCAUGGAGAGCAGAAUUUGGGGCUAUAUAUCAAGAUCAUUACUGAUUAUAUAUAGCACACUCCCGGACGAUGAUCAGGCAUGGAGAGCAGAAUUUGGGGCUAUAUAUCAAGAUCAUUACUGAUUAGAUUUGAUAUUGGCUCCAAGUUUGAACCAAACUCUCAAAAAACCCUGAUUAUUUGUUUUUGCAUGAAGAGACCCUACUUGGGUUCCAUGCAAUGCAACACAAGUUUAAUUUAAUAUAUUCAUUUCGUGUAUUCUUUACAAGCAAGUUUUGUAUUUAUGUUAUUUUUAUGGUAAUGGCUCGUUGAAACAAAUACCAAAUUUUAAUGUUCAUCUUGAUAUGAUAUUGGAUUGGAUACAUUAAUUAAGGCCUACCAAAUUUGUGACUUCCUUGA
Molecule: messenger RNA, 4016 nt
Organism: Humulus lupulus (European hop)
Lineage: Eukaryota; Viridiplantae; Streptophyta; Magnoliopsida; Rosales; Cannabaceae
Product: kinesin-like protein KIN-12F
Exons: 16
Coding region: 126-3665 (1179 amino acids)
Biological process (GO): microtubule-based movement
Molecular function (GO): ATP binding; microtubule motor activity; microtubule binding
Source: RefSeq, a predicted model, not a curated record